Messenger RNA from Mytilus californianus (California mussel), 4746 nucleotides. RefSeq names its product atrial natriuretic peptide receptor 1-like. The transcript is spliced from 22 exons. Gene Ontology annotation, cellular component: membrane. Bases 1 to 3129 code for a protein of 1042 amino acids. Gene Ontology annotation, biological process: cGMP biosynthetic process; intracellular signal transduction; receptor guanylyl cyclase signaling pathway. The record is from RefSeq and is a predicted model, not a curated record. Lineage: Eukaryota; Metazoa; Mollusca; Bivalvia; Mytilida; Mytilidae. Gene Ontology annotation, molecular function: peptide receptor activity; ATP binding; guanylate cyclase activity.
AUGAAGAAUUUCUCAAUUUUAAUUUUAUUAAGCGUUUUAGUAAAUAAAUCUGAAGAAACUACAACGGUCAAAAUAGGCGUUUUGUUAAUGACAAGCGCACCGGAACCUUUUGAUCUUCGCCGUGUUGGACCGGCAUUAGAUAUCGCAUUUGAGCGAGCAGAAGCCGAGUACGGAGUUAAAUACGAAGUGAUAGUACGUAACUACACUGGAAAUUGUCCAAAACAAACAGUGAUUGGUUAUUUAUCAGAACUAUAUUACAUAGAAAACGUGAAAGCAGUAAUAGGACCGGCAUGUUCGGAGACCAUAGAAGCGGCCGGUCGUUUGGCCCAGUACUUAGAAAUGCCUAUGAUAAGCGGAGUUGGUGAUUUGGUUAUUAGGAAACCUAAAGAUAUGUAUACAACUUUAACCAGAAUGUCCUAUAACUUGGAUAAACUGUCCGUGUCAGUAAAGAAGAUUUUGGAGGAAUACUCGUGGAAACACAUUGUUAUUCUCUACGACACCGAUUAUGUCUUUUUCAAUUUGGCGGGAAACAGUUUAGCGAGAGAUUUCAAAGCUGACGGGGAACUACCGAGGCCAGUUGAUAUACCAUUUAGGAAAGCAACUUUAAACAAUCAACACAAAAGUCUUCUUACCGAAGCAAACCUUCAUGCUCGAGUCUUUGUGAUUUUCUCCGAUUCUGAUGUUUUAAGAGAUUUUCUGUAUGCUGCAGACGAGCUUUCAAUGACGGAAGGUGAUCACGUUUUCAUUACAAUGGAAUUGUUCCCAAGUGAUUGGCUCGGAUACUACACACAGUUCCUUCGAGGUGAUUAUAAAGAUGAAGCUGUUACCAAAGCAUACGAGUCUCUGUUGCUGCUUACACCCUUACAACCAGACAAUAUUGAACAUAAAAUAUUCUCUGACGAGGUAAAACAAAGAGCACAGAGAGAUUACGGAUACACGUUUGGAGUAGACGAGGUCGUCAACUACUUCAUAACCGCAUUUUACGAUGGUGCCAUUUAUUUGACCGAAGCAAUUAACCGAACUGUUGAAGAUGGCGAUGACCUUAAUAAUGGACUGGCUUUGUCCCAGAAAGUGUGGAAUAGUACAUAUAUGGGCAUAACCGGAAUGGUAGCCAUUGACGACCAAGGAGACAGAUUGACUGACUUUGAUAUCUACGACAUGACAGAUUCAACAACAAAAACAUUCAAGUUAGUUGGAAGGUUUCGAGGAGCAUCUUCAAAUUACGAACCAAUUCCUGGUGUGUCGAUACAAUGGCGAAAUGGUCUACCUCUUGAUACCCCUGUGUGUGGGUUCAGAGGAGAAUGGUGUCUGGUCGUGUCUAAUAACAGUUUGACUCUAACAGUUGUAUGUGUAUUGAUUGGUUUGCUAGUGAUUGGAUCUGUGGCCUUUUUCUUUAUAUACAGAAAAAUUAAAUUGGACAAUGAACUCGGUCAGAAGACAUGGUUAGUACCUUGGUCUGAGGUUAGAAUUUCCAAACAGAACAGACAACAGGGCUCACUGAUAUCCAUGUCCCGGAUGUCAUUAGCAUUAGUAGGAGUUGACGAGUCUAUGAACAAAGGUCAACUGUUUACCCAGGUUGGUGUGUGCAAAGGCAAUACAGUUGCUAUAAGACGUUUUAAACUGAAAACCAUAGAACUAACCAGACAUAUUCUACUUGAAUUUCAGCAGCUUCAACAUUUACAUCACCAGAACUUGUGUGCAUUUAUUGGUGCUACUAUAGAACCUGGAAAUAAUACUCUUCUAAUGGAGUACUGUCCAAGAGGAAGUUUACAGGACAUUCUUGAAAACGAUGAUAUAGAGUUAGAUUGGACGUUCAGAUAUUCUUUGAUACGAGACAUCAUUGGGGGUAUGACAUACUUACAUGACAGUCCAGCGAAAUUCCAUGGUAGAUUGAGCAGUACAAAUUGUGUUAUCGACAGUCGAUUUAUGUUAAAACUGACAGACUACGGACCAUUCUCUAUUUUCAAUUCAACAAAACAAAACCAGAUGGAGAACAAUCAAAUGAAUAAGAACAAACUGUUAUGGACAGCACCUGAAAUUCUUCGAAACGGAAAGGGAAAAUCUCGAUUAGAUAACGAAGUUUACGUAAAAGGUGAUAACUACAGUUUCGGCAUUAUUUGUCACGAGAUCGUUAUGCGAUGUGCUCCAUUUGAAGGCUGCGAUCUUGAAGCAGACGAAAUUCUGACAAAAGUAAUGGCACCACCAGGUAUAGAAGGACCUUUCAGACCUCAGAUUUCACCUGAUUCAUGCCCAAAUCAACUUGCCAAAUUAAUUGAAAGAUGCUGGGAUGAAAAUCCUGUAAAUAGACCAUCAUUUAAAUCAGUUGGGGGUGUCAUCAGAAAAAUAAGUGUAGGAAAAGAUAACAACAUUCUAGACAAUUUGAUGAAGAGAAUGGAACUGUACGCAAACAAUCUAGAAUCAUUAGUUAACGAAAGGACACGUGCAUACAUGGAAGAAAAGAAAAGAGCUGAAGAUCUCCUUCACAGACUUCUCCCACCGUAUGUUGCUGAUAAAUUGUCGUCUGGGAACAGUGUAGAACCAGAAUCGUUUUCAACAGUAUCUAUCUACUUCAGUGAUAUUGUAGGAUUUACAGUCAUUGCAGCAUUAAGUACUCCACUUCAGGUGGUUGACUUGCUGAAUGAUUUGUAUAUCUGCUUUGACACUAUUCUUGCGAAAUACGACGUUUACAAGGUUGAAACUAUUGGUGAUGCAUACAUGGUGGUGUCUGGUUUACCUGUCCGGAACGGUAACAAUCACAUCCGGGAGAUAUCCAACAUGGCCCUCGAUAUAAGACAUAAAGUUUUGGAUUUUAAAAUUCGUCAUUUGACAGACAGAAAACUGGAAAUCCGUAUUGGACUUCAUUCAGGACCAGUUGUAGCCGGAGUGGUUGGGCUCACUAUGCCUAGGUACUGUUUGUUUGGAGAUUCUGUCAAUACGGCAUCCAGAAUGGAAUCUACAUCAGAAGCCAUGAAGAUACAAAUGUCGCAGACGGCGAAGGAUAUAUUGGAUAUCCAUAAUUUAUAUAUCACCGAAACAAGAGGUGUUAUACAAGUAAAGGGGAAAGGUGAUAUGGUCACUCACUGGCUAAUUGAUAAAACGAAAGAGCGAAGAGAUACCGUAAUAAAGUAAUACUAACAGAAAGACAAUGUAACAUGAAAACAAACCAAAUAAUGUUGUCAAAAACGUAGGUGUCCUCACAGAUUCAUAAUGCAUGGGAUUUCUUGACAAUCAUAGAAUUAAAUUAUAUCCUUAUGUGUGUAAAUUUUUAAACGGAAUGGUGCUUUUAAUUAUUUUCUUUAACUUGAAAAAAGCUAUUUGUCUAUUAUGAGUCAACAACAUUUUCACAUAUUAUUUUUCGUAUUUUAUACUUGGUCCUUAAUGUAUUAUUUUUAUAUCAGCAGUGCUAAUUGUCCUAAGGUGCCUUUAUGAUUGUUAAAAUUGUAUAUUUUAAAUUGUAAACAUUUCAACGGAGCAGUUUAAGGUUACUUAUGAAUACUGUCUUCUUUGUCCCCUCAGCACAACCUCCAAAUAAGGCCCUACUUUAGAAGCAGAUAGAUUCUCUGUGUAGAAUUUUCCAUUUUAACUUUAUGUCUUUGGUCGGCUAUAAUGGAUAUAAGUUAAAAAUAAUGGCAUCUCGUGAACAAUCUUAUUAAUUAUUUGUUAACCUAUAUGGUCUAACAGUUCGGGUAUCAACGGCCCUGAAAAUCUCUAAGUGAGUUAUAGUCUAAAACAGUUAUUUUGUCCUUAACAUCAUCUUAAAAUUCUGAACAAUAAAUUAUUCAGUGUUGUUCAGUUUUCAGUCGAUUUUUAGACUUCUCCCCUGUGGUGAAUUCAGUACUGUUCAGACAAUUCACUUGCAAUGAAUUCAGUAACGUUCAGUAGCCUUUCAGACAAUUUACUAUGAAGUUGAUGUGUACAGGUAAAUAAUAAUUACUGAACACACUGAGCAUAGACUGAACAGGUCUUAAUUGACCGCAAGCGAUUGUCUGAACAGUACUCAGCUUACCGCAGUGGAUGAGUCAGAAAAUUGACUGAAAUGUUGAAAAUGACUUACAUUUGAUUGUUCAGCCUUUUGAGAUUUGUUGAUAUCAAAAUGACCGUUUCAGAUAAAAAUUGAUUAUCACGUGAUUUCCGAAGAAUAUUCAACAUGAUUAUCAUAAAAAUUGAGAACAAAUCUACAAUUUAAACAACAUUAAUCGUACAAAUUUUACAGUACCAGAUGCUCGUAUUUACCAAUCCUUUCAGAAUUUAAGUCCUUCUCAAUGCUCUUCAACUUCGUUAUUUAUUUGGCCUUUUCAACCUUUUUUUUUAAUUUGAGCGGCAAUGAUGAGUCUUUCGUAGAUGAAACGCGUGUCUGGCUUACAAAAUUUUAAGGCUAGUAUCUAUGAUGUGUUUAUACGAAAAUUAAUGUCUCUUACUGUUGCUCGAGGACAAUAAAUUUGAAAAUCCAGAACCAUACGUAUACGUGGAAAACCUGAUAAAACAAAACAAGACCAAAAGUAUAGCCAAACGCGGUAAACAAAUCAGAUUCAUGAAAAUGUAAAAUGCUUUGUUCCCAGCAUAGAGAUUGCGUCGCAUAUUUCACCUAUUGCAACCGAUUAGAAAUAUAAAAUUUCUUUUUACGGAUUUCUUUUUUCAUUAAAUGGUUAGAAAAAAUAUGAAAUUAUGUAUCUGAUUGUUAUUUAAUUAUAAGUAAUAAUAUUCAUUAAGUAAUUAUACAUAAUUACAUUUAUAACAAUAUAUUAU